CAUCAGCUGUUUGCUCCAUUGCCAGCCAUUCCAAGAACGCUUUGGCAACGAAACACCGCGUCAAUUUUGUUUUAAGUGAAAAUUUUCAUAAUUUGCAUGGAAUUUUAAUUGAAACCCCUCGAAAACACACACAAAAGUAUGGCUGAUGACGCGAACGAGGAUAGCUGGCUGUACGGCACCUCGAAUCCGGACUCCACCACAAACGAGAUUGGCAACGGCGACGAUGCUCUGGCGGCCGAACACGAGGCUCAGGCGCUGGCUGCCGUGGUGGCCGGCGACAAGCCGGGCUCCAGUGCCGCCUCCCUGUUGCCUGGUUUUCCCAAGGAGGAGGUGCCCGAGUACAGCGAAUUCGAUGAUCCCGCCGAAGAAAUGGAGGAGGACGAAGCGGCGCUGCCGGACACCACAGGCCGCCAUGCGAGGGUACGAGACGAGGCCAGAGAGGAGGCGAGAACGCCACCAGACCAGGACGAGGACGAAGAAAUGGACGAGGGUCCGGCCAGAAAGGAGCGCAACGGUUCCGGCUCCGAUGAGGAUGAUGACGAUGACUCGGAUGACGAUAUCAAUGUGGUGAUUGGCGACAUCAAGCAGGCGCCGAGCACAUUCAACAUUAAACAGCGUCCCAAUCUUUUGGCGGGUGGUACGGCUGCCGACAAGGCCAAGCCGGCUGGCCAGGCGGGAAAGUUCAGUAUCGAGGAUUUCGAGGGUGCCGGCACCAUCAAUGGCGUGGCUGUACACGAGUUUAGUAUCGAUUCGCUGGAGGAGAAGCCGUGGCGGAAGCCGGGCGCGGACAUCACGGACUACUUCAACUACGGCUUCAACGAGGAGACGUGGCGGGCCUACUGCGAGCGGCAGAAGCGCUUCCGCGUGGCAGAAAGCGGCGUCGGUCUGGCUAGUCUCACCCAAAACGUGAGUCAGAAUGCUCCCAUUGGCAUCCUGAAUGAUGGUGGCAUGAAUAUGGGUCCUCCGGGGAUGCACAACAUGCCGCCGAUGAUGGGCAUGAACGAUGUUGGCAUGCAGAUGCCGCCGCCGGGCAUGCCUCCACCCAACAUGAUGCAGCACCAGCCACGGCCGGGCAUGGGCAUGAUGCAGCGACCGCCGCGUCCCAUUUCCACCACGGGAGGCGGUGUCAAAGAGAAUGCCAUCCAGGUGAUGACGGCCGAGUGUCGGGAAUAUUCGCGCGGCGGCCUGGGACCCAUGGCGCCCAAUUUCCCACCGCCGGGCGCCUCCGAUGAACCCUUCUUCCACGAGCCAGAGCCCUUCGACUAUGGCUACGAGCCCACUCAGGAAUCGCAAUGGGGCAACGACAAUCCCGGCUGGGUGCCCACCGGCAUCAAGGAGCUGACGCCCGGCCACGCUCACAUUCAUCAGCCGCCGCCCGGAAUGCCGCCGCAAAUGAAUGUGCCGCCUCCCCAGAUGGGCGGACCACCUCCUCAACUCCGCGGCAUGAUGCCACCCAAUAUGCGAAUGCCACCCAAUAUGAAUAUGGGACCCCCGCAUGGAAUGAUGAUGGGUCCUGGGAAUGGACCGCCGCCGGGGAUGAGAAUGGGUAUGGCGCCGCCACAGCGAAUGCCCAUGGGCGGUAACAACAAUGGAAAUAUCAGCAAUUUGGCCUCAUCAUCCUCCGCCUCCUCCUCAGAUCGCGGGGGCUACGACGAUGAGCGCGAACGACGGCGGCGUGAAAAGGACAAGCAGAUCAAGAAGGAUCUGCUCCGCAAGGACUUCCUCGAGAUGCUGCGGGAACGUCACGACAUCGAGAGGCAUACGCGGUGGUAUGACAUCAAGAAAAAGUUCGAAGCGGAUCCCCGGUACCGAGCCUUGGACUCGACCUAUCGCGAGGAGUACUUCGAUGACUAUCUGCACAUGCUGAAGGAUGAGAAGCGCAAAGAGCGCGAUGUGAAGGAACGCGAUCGUCAUCGCGACAAGGAGCGAUCUCGAGACAAGGACAAGGAGAAAGAUGGCAAGGACAAAGACAAGGAAAAGGACAAGGACAAGGAGAAAGAAGAAAGAAAGGAGAGCUCCCGUGUACGUUCCCGCUCCCGCGACAAGUCCAGUCGCCGCAAAUCAAAAUCCCGCGAAAAGGAUCGCAGCGAACGCAGCAGCAAAACGGGUGGCAGCAGUUCAGGAGCCACCUCUGGCUCAUCGUCCAGUCGCGGCGACAAGAAAAAGUCGCAUCGCAAGGACAAGGAAGAGGAGGAAUAGCAUUUGUUUAGAUACUACAUGGAAGACGAGGGAGAAGCAGCUCCACCCUAAGCUGCCGAUCCACACACAAAACACACACAAUCCAAAAUACACAAAACGAAGCGAAAAAUUUUGAAAGAGAAAAGAAAGAAAAAACACUUCCAAUAAAUAAGAUAAAAACCCAACAAAUGUAUCAACGAAAUGGGAGAACACUGGGGAAUCGAAGGAAGAAAGGAAUUCUCUUAGGUUUUGGGGAAUUCUUCAGCUAAACAAAACGUUCGAUUUAAGGUUGUACUUCUUCAGAUAUAUUUUUCUUGUAAAUCAAAAGGUUCCACUGUAAUUUCUACUCAAAUUCAAAAUUCAAAUUUAAUCACACAAAAAUCUGUGGGAAUUUUAAGUUCUCUCCCUCUCAAAAAGAAACGUUAAAAAAUAUCAGGAAAAUCCUUUACAUAUUUAAUUCCGCCGCAUUGUCGCUGCAACAAUACACACACAAAAAAAUGACCUGAAAGAUUUAAAAUGAAAACAUUUAAUCCACUCCCCCGAGUUACAUGGCAAGAGGCAACAGAGGAUAUCAUCCCGCACUUGAACGGCCUGUCCAAUUGGUUUACGAGUAUUUUCAUUCGAUGUUCAGUGGUUUUUGCUUCUGUGUGUGUUUGACAUUUAAAUUAAUAACAACCGAGAGGAUUUUUAAAUAAGUUUAUGCAUUUAUUUAUUU
This is a messenger RNA of Drosophila pseudoobscura, 2893 nucleotides long. It is a transcript of the gene Fip1, whose product is annotated as Factor interacting with poly(A) polymerase 1. Gene Ontology annotation, cellular component: mRNA cleavage and polyadenylation specificity factor complex. The transcript has 3 exons. The record is from RefSeq and is a predicted model, not a curated record. Bases 139 to 2199 code for a protein of 686 amino acids. Lineage: Eukaryota; Metazoa; Arthropoda; Insecta; Diptera; Drosophilidae.